Messenger RNA from Microthlaspi erraticum, 987 nucleotides. The record is from the annotation of a GenBank genome assembly. Lineage: Eukaryota; Viridiplantae; Streptophyta; Magnoliopsida; Brassicales; Brassicaceae.
AUGGACAAGAUAGAAGUAAAGGAAGGGAUCCCUCCGAGCCAGCAGAGGCUUAUCUUCGCCGAUAAACAGCUUCAAUAUGGUCGUACUUUGGCUGAUUACAACAUUCAAAAGGAGUCAACAUUUCACCUUGUCGAGCCUGAAGCAGAUGGUAAGCCCCUUGCGGAUUACAACAUCCAGAAUGAGUCAACUCCUCACGGUAUCGUGCUUUCGAAAGCUGAUAAUCGAAUUUACGUCACGACUGCGACGAGAGAUGAAAUCACUCUUGAUGGGGUCCAAACCAGUGACACGAUUUACAGUGUCAAGUCUAAGAUUCAUCGCCAGGAAGGGAUCCCAGUGGACCGGCAGGUGCUUCGCUUUGCUGGUAAACAGCUUCGAGAUGGUCUAACACUUCAAGAUUACAAGAUUGGCGGCGAAUGCUCAAGAACUCUUGAGCUUGUGCAGCGUCUGAGAGGUGCGAUGCAUCUUUUGGUCAAGACUGUGACGAAAUACAAUGAGAUCGUGAGUUUCCCUCUUGAAGUCGAACGCUGUGAUACAAUAGAAGACGUGAAGGCCAAGAUUCAUCACAAUGAAGGGAUUCCACCGGAGUACCAGAGGCUACUCUUUUGCGGGAAACAGCUUCAAGAUGGUCUGACUUUAGCGGAUUACAACAUUGAUAUAGGUUAUACUCUUCACCUUUCGAUGCAUAUGGGAGUUGCUAUACAGAUUUUUGUCAAGACUUGGCAGAGAAAUCCCAAUCCCAAUCUUGGGAGGUACAAGAUCUUUACUCUUGACGUGGAAAGCUGUGAUACGGUUACGAAUUUGAAGGCCAAGAUUUAUGACAAGGAAGGAAUAUUGCCACAGGACAUGCAAUUGCUAGUUUUUGACGGCCAACGGCUGCAUGAAGAUGGUUCGACUUUAAUGGAUUACAACAUUCAUAAUAAGUCUACUCUUGGCCUUUUUCCCCGUUGCACCACCGUGGAGGAAGCUUCCGACACAAGAAAUCAUUGA